AGACAAAGGAGUCUGUGAAGAUGUUGGAGGCUAAGGGUAGUGAAUGAUGGAAAGCUUGUUUAUUACCCCCAACCGAAACGCCGUUUUUAAAGAUCCAACAGCAACCAACACACACUCUCUGCUCAAUGAUUCCAUGAUUAAUGGAUAAAGUAACACAGCAACUGACAAAUAUAACCAUAAAUAACCAAGUUCCAACGCUACUUACAAUUCUCUUUUUAUAACCCUUUGAUCACAUAGAAUGGUGUUGUGAUUCUAUACUCCCAUUAUGGAUAAGUACGAGGCCGUUAAGGAUUUGGGAGCUGGCAAUUUUGGGGUCGCUAGGCUUAUGAGGAACAAGCUCACCAAGGAGCUCGUAGCCAUGAAAUACAUCGAGCGUGGCCACAAGAUUGAUGAGAAUGUGGCAAGGGAGAUUAUGAACCACAGGUCCCUCCGGCAUCCCAAUAUAAUUCGUUACAAGGAGGUGGUUUUGACUCCCACGCAUUUGGCAAUAGUGAUGGAGUAUGCAGCAGGAGGAGAGCUCUUUGAGAGGAUAUGCAGUGCUGGCAGGUUCAGUGAAGAUGAGGCCAGAUAUUUCUUUCAGCAGCUUAUCUCCGGUGUCCAUUUCUGUCAUACCAUGCAAAUAUGCCACAGAGAUUUGAAGCUUGAAAAUACCCUUCUAGAUGGAAGUCCUGCACCUCGGUUAAAAAUUUGUGACUUUGGUUAUUCCAAGUCAUCUUUGCUGCAUUCGCGACCAAAAUCAACUGUUGGAACACCGGCUUAUAUAGCUCCGGAAGUUCUUUCUAGGCGAGAGUACGACGGAAAGUUGGCUGAUGUAUGGUCAUGUGGGGUGACACUUUAUGUCAUGCUGGUUGGAGCAUAUCCGUUUGAGGACCAGGAUGACCCUAGGAAUUUUAGGAAAACAAUUCAGCGUAUAAUGGCCGUUCAAUACAAAAUCCCUGAUUAUGUUCACAUAUCUCAAGAUUGUAGACAUCUCAUCUCCCGUAUAUUUGUUGCAAAUCCAUUGAGGAGAAUUACUAUUAAGGAAAUUAAGAAUCAUCCAUGGUUUUUAAAGAAUCUUCCAAGGGAGCUAACUGAAUCCGCUCAAGCUAUUUAUUACCAGAGAGACAGCCCAAACUUUCAACUUCAAAGUGUGGACGAGAUAAUGAAAAUUGUGGGAGAGGCAAGAAAUCCACCUCCAGUAUCUAGGCCUGUCAAAGGUUUUGGCUGGGAAGGUGAAGAAGAUUUGGAUGAAGAGGUGGAGGAAGAGGAGGAUGAAGAAGAUGAGUAUGAUAAGAGGGUCAAAGAGGUUCAUGCAAGUGGCGAAUUCCAAAUUAGUUAAGGCACUCAAAUUCUUGUGUACUUUGUUAAAAUAUUGUACUUUUUAGAAGUCACCCUUUUUUUAUGUAUGAAGUCACCUGUUUACGUGUAUUAUAUAAUUAUGGCUCUGUUCUUGUAAUAUAGUACGUGGUGUAUCACAAUCGUCGCUAUGUAUGAGAAUAAUAGUUGUCUGAUUUCAUUCUAAAUCGACAUGAGAACAAUAAUUGUCUGAUUA
Cajanus cajan (pigeon pea) is the source of this 1531-nucleotide messenger RNA. RefSeq names its product serine/threonine-protein kinase SRK2A. Gene Ontology annotation, molecular function: ATP binding; protein serine/threonine kinase activity. Lineage: Eukaryota; Viridiplantae; Streptophyta; Magnoliopsida; Fabales; Fabaceae. Gene Ontology annotation, biological process: protein phosphorylation. The record is from RefSeq and is a predicted model, not a curated record.